AUGAGUAGCAGAACCAGCACGAACAACAGAACCAGCAGAACCAGAACCAGCAGGAUCAGGAGAACCGGAACCAGCAGGAUCAGCAGUACCAGCAGGAACAGCAGAACUAGCAGAACCAGCAGGAGCAGCAGAACCAAACCAGCAGGAGCAGCAGAACCAGAACCAGCAGAAUCAGAACCAGCAGGAGCAGCAGAACCAGCAGCAGAACCAGAACCAGCAGGAGCAGCAGAACCAGCAGGAACAGCAGAACCAGUAGGAGCAGCAGAACCAGAACCAGCAGGAGCAGCAGAACCAGAACCAGCAGGAGCAGCAGAACCAGCAGGAACAGCAGAACCAGUAGGAGCAGCAGAGCCAGCAGAACCAGAACCAGCAGGAGCAGCAGAACCAAACCAGCAGGAGCAGCAGAACCAAAACCAGCAGGAUCAGCAGAGCCAGCAGGGCAGCAGAACCAGCAGAAACCAGAACCAGCAGGAGCAGCAGAAACCAGAACCAGCAGAGCCAGCAGGAGCAGCGGAACCAGAACCAGCAGGAGCAGGCAAGGGGGCAGCAUGGAACAGCAGGAGCCAACAGGAUCAGCAGAACCAGCAGGAGCAGCAGAACCAGCAGGAGCAGCAGCAGAGAGCAGCAGAACCAGCAGGAGCUGCAGAACCAGAACCAGCAGGAGCAGCAGAACCAGCAGAAGCAGCGGAACCAGCAGAAGCAGCAAAACUAGCAGGAGCAGCAGAGCCAGCAGGAGCAGGGCAGCCCAAGACUGGCGGCGAGCGGUCGGCAGGGCUGAGAGCUGGUGGCGGAGUCAGUCGGUCGCUGGCAGCCGCGGUGAAGGUAGCAGCCUCUGUACGCGCCGCCUUUUCCCCUCGCUCUCGCGUGUUCCCCUCUGAGCCUCGGGUCCUCGCCUCCGCCUCCUUCCCUCUCGCCGCUCCUGCUUCGGAGCCUUCAGGAGUCCCCGGCCUCUGCUCUGGAAAAGACAAACAGCCGAGUCGUUGCAAAGAUCAUGGAUGCAAUAUCACUCGCACGCAGGAAAUAAGUGCUGUUCCCGCGAUACAAUUUCCAGCUCGGAGGCAAGACCCGCGUAAGCAAUGUGAUCAGACGAAAGGGAAAGUGAGAAGCCGGGAGGUGCAAGCCAUUCAGGAGUGCGUGGAGGCUGAAUCUACGCCCGCAUCAUCAUCUCUAAACGUUGCGGGCGGCGGGAGAUGUGCUCACCUGGAAAACCCGAGCGUUCGAAGCUUCGAAGCUCUUGAGGUCCGUGUUCUGGAGCUCUAA
Penaeus indicus is the source of this 1260-nucleotide messenger RNA. Its product is annotated as myristoylated alanine-rich C-kinase substrate-like. The coding region runs from base 1 to 1260 and encodes 419 amino acids. The transcript has 9 exons. The record is from RefSeq and is a predicted model, not a curated record. Lineage: Eukaryota; Metazoa; Arthropoda; Malacostraca; Decapoda; Penaeidae.